GCCGCAGAACAUUCGCAAGCGUUCCUGGACCUUCCCAGUGUUCUUUUUUUCUUCGCUAAAUCCCGAGGGAAAUCCUCCCGCACAACCACUUCAACCUUGCGUUAGUGUUUCUAAGCUCGCAGCUCCUUUUCCCCCUCAUCCAACGAAGUCGAAAGCAGAAUAGAUUCUCUCCAUGUUGAUCCGAAAAGCAGCGGCCAGGCUUGCAAGGUCUGCCCCAGUGGCAGCGCGCCGCCGGUUAUCUGUGGGAUCAAUUGUCGCCGGCGCUGCUCCGUCUCUCUUCUCUCCUGAGCUGGUAGUCUCUACCGCAUUCCGUGGGGUAGUUCCAUUUAUGGCAGUUAGAGAACGUGCCUCGGCUUUGGGCUCUUUUGCAAAGACUGGUUUUCUCAGUCGUCAUUACCACUCGCCCGCUCAGUCCGGUCAUGGAAACCCCUCCCAGAUUAAUCAGGGGGAAUUCACUGAAAUGGCAUGGGAAGCUAUUAUUGGUGCUGUAGAUGCUGCAAGAAUGAGUAAACAACAAGUGGUGGAGACCGAGCAUCUGAUGAAAGCCCUUUUGGAGCAGAAAGAUGGUUUGGCUCGAAGAAUAUUUACGAAGGCCAACAUUGACAAUACUACAGUUUUGCAAGCAAUAGAUCAAUUUGUUUCUUCACAGCCGAAGAUAGUUGGUGAUACGAGUGGGCCAAUUGUGGGACAAAAUCUAGUCUCUCUUCUGGACACCUCGAAGAAGUAUAAGAAGGAAUUUGGUGAUGCCUUCUUGUCAGUGGAACACCUUAUAUUAGCAUCGUGCUCAGAUAAGAGAUUUGGGCAACAGUUAUUCAAAACCCUUGGGUUGAGCGAGAAAGAUUUGAAGGAUGUUGUAUUAGCUAUACGUGGCAGUCAAAGAGUCACUGAUCAGAAUCCCGAGGGAAAGUAUCAAGCACUAGAAAAGUAUGGUAAUGACUUGACGGAACUCGCAAGGCGUGGCAAACUAGAUCCUGUCAUAGGCCGCGAUGACGAAAUUCGACGCUGUAUCCAGAUACUUUGUAGGAGAACAAAAAACAAUCCUGUGAUUAUCGGCGAGCCGGGGGUUGGAAAGACUGCUAUUGCUGAAGGAUUAGCUCAAAGAAUUCUUCGCGGAGAUGUCCCCGAACCCUUGAUGAAUAGAAAGCUGAUCUCUUUGGAUAUGGGCUCAUUGCUUGCGGGAGCGAAGUUUCGUGGGGAUUUUGAAGAAAGAUUAAAGGCUGUUCUGAAAGAAGUUACGUCUUCUAAUGGACAGAUUAUAUUAUUCAUUGAUGAGAUUCACACAUUGGUUGGUGCAGGAGCUACAGGUGGAGCAAUGGACGCUGGAAACUUACUUAAACCCAUGUUAGGCCGAGGAGAGCUUCGUUGUAUUGGAGCCACCACCUUGACUGAAUACAGGAAAUACAUCGAGAAGGACCCUGCUUUGGAACGGAGAUUUCAGCAGGUUUAUUGUGGUCAGCCAUCUGUGGAAGACACAAUAUCCAUCUUACGCGGGCUCCGUGAGCGCUACGAAUUGCAUCACGGUGUUAAAAUAUCCGAUAGCGCUCUCGUCUCAGCCGCUGUUCUUUCAGACCGUUACAUCACUGAUCGUUUUUUGCCUGAUAAAGCCAUUGAUCUUGUUGAUGAAGCUGCUGCUAAGUUAAAGAUGGAAAUAACAUCCAAACCUAUUGAAUUGGAUGAGGUGGAUAGAGCAAUACUGAAGUUAGAGAUGGAGAAGCUCUCAUUGAAAAAUGACACCGAUAAAGCUUCAAAGGAACGGCUAAGCAAGCUGGAAGCUGAUCUUGCAGUAUUAAAGCGAAAGCAGAAGGAACUUUCUGAGCAGUGGGAGAACGAGAAGAACCUAAUGACUCGAAUACGUUCGAUUAAAGAGGAGAUUGAUCGGGUGAACUUAGAGAUGGAAGCGGCUGAACGUGAGUACGAUUUGAACCGUGCUGCAGAGCUCAAAUAUGGUACUCUCAUGUCCCUUCAGAGACAGCUAGUGGAAGCAGAGCAUAAACUCGAAGAAUUCCGCCAAUCCGGACAUUCCAUGCUUAGGGAAGAGGUCACUGACAUCGAUAUAGCUGAAAUUGUGAGCAAAUGGACCGGCAUUCCGAUUUCCAACCUCCAGCAGUCAGAGCGGGAUAAGCUGGUUUCAUUGGAAGAGGUUCUACAUAAGAGGGUAGUUGGCCAGGAUAUCGCCGUGAAAUCUGUUGCCGAUGCCAUACGAAGAUCACGAGCGGGGCUCUCGGAUCCCAAUCGCCCGAUAGCGAGCUUCAUGUUCAUGGGUCCAACUGGAGUAGGCAAAACUGAGCUUGCUAAAGCACUGGCGGGCUACCUUUUUAACACGGAGAAUGCUCUUGUGAGGAUCGACAUGAGCGAAUAUAUGGAGAAACACACAGUUUCUCGCUUGGUUGGUGCUCCGCCUGGUUAUGUUGGGUACGAAGAAGGGGGACAGCUAACCGAGGUUGUUAGGAGACGGCCUUACUCUGUUGUUCUUUUUGAUGAGAUUGAGAAGGCACAUCAUGAUGUCUUCAACAUACUGUUGCAGCUACUGGAUGAUGGAAGGAUCACUGAUUCACAGGGAAGGACUGUUAGUUUUACAAAUACAGUUAUAAUAAUGACAUCUAAUAUUGGAUCACAUUACAUACUUGAAACAUUGCGUGGAAGCCAUGAUUCUAAAGAAGCUGUUUAUGAGCUAAUGAAGAAACAGGUGGUUGAGUUGGCCAGGCAAACAUUCCGGCCAGAAUUUAUGAACCGAAUUGAUGAAUAUAUUGUUUUUCAGCCGCUUGAUUCUAAAGAAAUCAACCGUAUUGUGGAGAUCCAGUUAAAUCGUGUGAAAGACAGACUCAAGCAGAAGAAAAUUGAUCUGCAAUACACUAAAGCAGCAGUUGAGCUGCUGGGCACCAUUGGUUUUGACCCUAACUUUGGAGCAAGACCUGUAAAGAGAGUUAUUCAGCAAAUGGUGGAGAAUGAGGUCGCUCUUGGAGUUCUCAGAGGAGAUAUUAUGGAAGAGGACUCGGUUCUGAUCGAUGCUCUGAAGGCUGAGUUGAUCGUCAGGAAAUUGAAGAAUGAAUCAUCAGGUAAUGUGCUGGUAGCUAAUCAUUAAUUACAUAUUUUAAAGUAUUUAUUACAGUUUGAUAUUUACUGAGAGAAAAUGAGAACAAUUUUGUUUGUAGAUAUGGAUUGAGAAUUUUGGGACUCUUGUUGUAGUAGUAUUGUGAUUAGUCAUUUGGUCAUUUAUUCUAAGUUGUUUUGGUGAAAAGUUAUUGUUAGAUUGGUAUUAGUAUUGAGGCAAAUGUGCAAAUUUUGGUGUGCUUAGAAUAGUUAUGAUAGGAGUUGGCGAUUAAUGGGGAAAGCAAUUCUU
Messenger RNA from Phalaenopsis equestris, 3340 nucleotides. RefSeq names its product chaperone protein ClpB3, mitochondrial-like. The transcript has 10 exons. Gene Ontology annotation, cellular component: cytoplasm. The record is from RefSeq and is a predicted model, not a curated record. Lineage: Eukaryota; Viridiplantae; Streptophyta; Magnoliopsida; Asparagales; Orchidaceae. Gene Ontology annotation, molecular function: ATP hydrolysis activity; ATP binding. The coding region runs from base 173 to 3082 and encodes 969 amino acids. Gene Ontology annotation, biological process: cellular response to heat; protein refolding.